Paracoccidioides brasiliensis Pb18 is the source of this 957-nucleotide messenger RNA. Its product is annotated as glucose-6-phosphate 1-epimerase. The transcript is spliced from 3 exons. The record is from RefSeq and is a predicted model, not a curated record. Gene Ontology annotation, biological process: carbohydrate metabolic process. Gene Ontology annotation, molecular function: isomerase activity; carbohydrate binding. The coding region runs from base 1 to 957 and encodes 318 amino acids.
AUGGAGCGCGCAAAUAAACCUACAGCAAUUCCAGUGCACUCUCCGCUCCCGCAGCCCACUAUCUCCGUGCAAGAAGAUCAAGUCCAGGCUUCACUGGCCUCCGGCGAAUCCGUCACUGUCAAUCUGUUUGGCGCGACUGUCGUGUCCUGGAAGCUUGCCAAUGGCGAGGAACAGCUUUUUUUGAGCGAGAAAGCUGCGCUGGAUGGGUCGAAGCCAAUACGCGGCGGGAUUCCAUUGGUUUUCCCGGUUUUCGGCCCUCCUCCCAAAGGCCACGCCACUUCCGCACUCCCCCAGCACGGGUUCGCCCGCAAUGUACAUUGGGAAUUUCUUGGGAAAUCGACUUCCGAAUCAGAGGGACAGAAUGGCGAUAGCAGCGUUAAGCUUGAUUUCGGCCUGUCGAUGAGCAUGUUGGGUGACAAGUUCAAGAAGGAUUGGCCGUAUAAUUUCGGUCUUCUGUACAGUGUUACACUGAGCAAGGGCAGCCUCAUCACGUCGCUGCAGGUCCAGAAUAAAGGUGCACAGCCGUUUGAUUUCCAGGCUUUGCUACAUUCGUACUUCAAGGUCAAGGAUAUUACCAGAGUCCGCCUUCUAAACCUGCAGUCAACAACAUACGUUGACAAACUGCUCAACGCAUCGGUUCAUGUCGAAUCCUCCCCGGCCCUCUCAUUCACCCAAGAAACGGAUCGCAUCUAUCAAUCUCUUGAUCCAACCGUACCCAUCAUCGUUGCCGACGCAGACAACAACAACAGCCCCAUCUUCUCAAUUACCCGCGAAUCUCUCAAUGAUGUCGUGGUGUGGAACCCUUGGAUCGAGAAGGCGAAGGGAAUGGCCGAUUUCGCACCUGAUGAUGGUUAUAAAAACAUGAUUUGCGUUGAGGCCGGAUCAGUUGCGGGAUGGCAGACGUUGGAAGCAGGUGAGUCGUGGGAGGGUGGCCAGACAGUGAGGAGUAAACUCUGA